Molecule: messenger RNA, 642 nt
Organism: Lathyrus sativus (Indian pea)
Lineage: Eukaryota; Viridiplantae; Streptophyta; Magnoliopsida; Fabales; Fabaceae
Source: the annotation of a GenBank genome assembly
AUGGGUUGUGUAUCCUCUAGAGGAAGAACAUAUCCAGAACAUGAAGAUCCAUUCAUUCUUGCAUCAGAAACGACUUUUAGUAUCAGUGAAGUUGAAGCCUUGUUUGAACUUUUUAAUAGCAUAAGUACGUCUAUAGUUGAUGAUGAACUAAUAAGCAAGGAAGAAUUUCAAUUGGCAAUUUUCAAUAAUAGAGCAAAGGAAAAUCUCUUUACAAGUCGGAUCUUUGAUCUAUUUGAUGUGAAAGGGAGAGGAGGAAUUGGCUUUGGUGAUUUUGUAAGAGCACUCAAUGUCUUUCACCCAAAGGCGUCACGAGAAGCCAAGAUAGAUUUUUCCUUCCGGCUUUAUGAUUUGCACAAUUCAGGAUUUAUAGAGCGUCAUGAAGUCAAAGAAAUGAUAAAUGCAAUUUUAUGUGAAUCUGAAAUUAAGUUAAGUGAUGAUAUGGUAGAAACAAUUGUUGAGAAGACAUUCUUGGAUGCUGACCCAAACCAUGAUGGAAAAAUAGACAAAUCCGAGUGGGAAAAUUUUGUUUUUAAAAACAUGUCAUUGUUAAAAAUCAUGACACUGCCCUAUCUGACGGACAUAACAACAAGUUUUCCUAAUUUUGUAUUUAACUCCAAGUUGGAUGAUGAUAUUGUUCCUUGA